UCAAAUCAAGAAAGAGAGAAAGAGAGUGAAGACUGAAGAGAAGAAAGAGGCCUACUUGGAGGGAGGUCUUUCACCGGAGCUGGAGUUUGCCGGAGCCGGCGAGAUGAACGCCUGUGAGUCCACGGCCCGCUCCGUCCUCGACAAGCCUCUCUGCGAGCUCACGGAGGAGGACAUCGCUCAACUCACCCGCGAAGACUGCCGCCGCUACUUGAGAGAAAAAGGAAUGCGCCGUCCCUCAUGGAACAAGUCUCAGGCGAUCCAGCAGGUCAUCUCCCUCAAAGCCCUCCUCGAACCCCAGCCCACCGACGCCGCCGCUGACCCGGGCCCGCCGAUUCGUCCCAAACCUCCUCCUCCGGUCGUGACACCUCAAAAGGAGCCGAUCAUCGAAUCCCCGUCGCCGUACCGUCGGAGAGACCCGAUCCAACCGGCGCUCACCCCAACCGACACCCCACCAAGGCCCCAGCUUGCCGGAAGAGAGGAGAUCACGCCGGAGCCCGGCUUCCACUCCUCCAGGGUUGCGCCGCACGUGCCGCCGGGACAGAUGACCAUCUUUUACGCCGGCAAAGUCUGCGUCUUCGACGGCGUCCCGCCCGAUAAGGCUCGUGUCAUCAUGCAGCUGGCGGCGAGCCGGGAAGAAGACUACGAACCGAACCAACCCGGUCUUCCGGUUCAAUCGAACCGGAUAGUCCCGUAUCGAUUACCGCUUCGAUCCGGCCCACCUCCCGCCCCACCACCACCACAGUUGUCAUGUAAUGCCGGGAGGUUGGCCUCGCUAGUGGAUGACAGAGAGCGGGUGACCGCGCGGGAAAUCGAGUUACCGGAGUGCCCUUCAAGCAGAAGAGCUUCUUUGCAACGAUAUCUUGAAAAAAGAAAAGAUAGGUGCAAGGGUAAAAGGGUUCCUGGAGGGCUCUGUCCUAGUAUGGACUUGAUGUACUUGAGUCAAAGGCUCAAGACGCACGUCCCAAAUGAGCACUCUGGUCGAAGUGAUAUGGGCUCCCCUAACCAACCAAGACCACCUAGCACACCUGGUCGGUGCAGCUCAAUCGAAACCCAAAGUCAAAAACUCCACAUAUCAUUUGAUCUCAAUGACGAUGGUAGUGGCAAUUGAAGGUCCCUGGUGACAUAUAAUUUGCUACUGACCCAGCUAUACACAUUCCAAUAAAGCAGAAUCAAGUUGGACAUCAUCAUGGUGAACAGAUCACUGGACUCAGUUAGUUAAGAUGACUGGCUAAAGCCACGAAUGUGCAGCUUUACCUUUUGGCUUUCGCUCCAAAUGUUCUUCGAUAUAAAUGAAAUUGGAUCUUAAAUCUUUUCUUUGUCGGCAAACUUGGUCAACAGGCAUGGCAAAAUCAUUAUCAGGGGGGGUACAACCAGAGGCUAGGAAGGUAAGGGAUGGCUUUUUGAGAUCACAUCGAACCGCAGGGAAGGCACCUGGUUUUUUAUGAGAUGAAAUCCAAGCUGCAAAAUCACUAACUACUGUUUUAUCUAUGGUGAAUAUCUUUCAUCCUUAGUGGAUGUAUCUAACCGGCUAGCAAAUGCUAGGAUCCACAUCUUCAUAUGCUAUAGUUCUUAGAUGUGUUUGAGAUGUUAUAAAUAUUCAGAGCUUAUUGUUCUAUGUGGACAGGAAACAUCUACUUUUAUGUUCUGAAAUGAUCUCAAUUCAUGGGGCUGCUUUGUACAAUGUAUGUAUACCCUUCUUGUAGUUGAGUUACAACUCCAUUACCUGUUGGAGGUUUUAGAAGUCAGUGAAUUAGAAGUUAUAUCUUUUAUCUUUUAUAUAGUCAUCACAUUUAAUUCAAAUGUUUUUUUUGCUUUUUAUGA
This is a messenger RNA of Dioscorea cayenensis subsp. rotundata (Guinea yam), 1821 nucleotides long. RefSeq names its product protein TIFY 4B-like. Gene Ontology annotation, cellular component: nucleus. The transcript has 9 exons. Gene Ontology annotation, biological process: regulation of defense response; regulation of jasmonic acid mediated signaling pathway; response to wounding. The record is from RefSeq and is a predicted model, not a curated record. NCBI's taxonomy places the organism in Eukaryota, Viridiplantae, Streptophyta, Magnoliopsida, Dioscoreales, Dioscoreaceae. Bases 104 to 1108 code for a protein of 334 amino acids.